AUCACAUCCUUUUCGGUUCGGAGAUAGUGGGUCCGACCCAUAAUGCCAACAUUUCGCUAAACGGCCGUCAAAUCAGUAACGUCGACUAACGGCUCAUCCACAGUAGAGGGAACCCAAAUAAUUCAAAAACCGAAAUCCCAAAAACUGCGUCGUCUGCUAUUUAAUCCAAAGCCGCCUCAGGGCUCCCAAAUCCCGCCCUUCAAAAUUCCUCUCCCCUUCGGCACAAUCCGGCGAAAUUCAGAAGUUGCGCACCGGGAAGAUGGCCAAGGUUGCUGCAGCCGGUCAAUUGCCCAAAUCUAGUACUCUUAAUUUCGGCGGUGCGGCCUCAGUAGGCGGCAGCACUUUGAAGCGGAAAACACCCACCGAGUUAAGGGGAGAACUACUGAAGCCAAAGAACUUAGUGGAGCUUGCAGACGAAUCUCCAUCCAUUACUAGUUUUAUGAGGAAUGCAGAUGGAGCAGUUUCUAAGGCCAAGAAAUUGGAUUCAUCAAAAGCACCACGAUCCACACGGAUCGAUGAUCAUUAUCCAAUCACUAAAACAAGUAGGCUGCUUUCCAGAAAGGAAAAUUCUAAGGAAAAUGUUCCUAACAGGUGUGUUGGCAGUCUGAAGAGUUUCAGUAUUCUGAUGAAUUUAAAUGCCCAAAAUCAAAUGCAGAACUCAUGUCAGGGUGACAGUGUUGCUUCAGAAGGUGGGAAAGACUCUUCAAAUCCAAUUAACACUUUUAAGAGCGUUCGGGAGUUAUCACUGGGUGCUGAAAAUUUAAAUGGCUUCUCAUAUGUGGAUAUGGGUAAAGCUUUGAAAGGACUGGUAUCAUGUGACCCACAUGCUGCAUCAGCUCUACUCCCUGAGUCUAUUGAUAAGACAGGAAAAAAUAUGGCAAAAAGCUUUUGUUCGGAACUUCAUAUACCUGGCCACAAGAUUCCGCUAGAUUUGACUCUAAAAACUAGCAUGCGAUUGACGUCUUCGUUCCCUGUGAAUUGGUUUCAUCGACUUAUAAAUUGUGCCACCUUAAAUGACAUGGGACUAUUUUCAAGUGGUUGUCAAAGUCAAAGUAUGGCCUGCUCGCCAGAACCUACCUCUACUAGUGGUAAUUUUCAUUCUUGGGUGCACCCUCAAUCUACUCUACCUCGUGAAGUUAUAUCAGCACUGACCUCUGCAUCAGGAGGGCAAAUGGACUUCCUAAGUAAACGGCAACAGGCAUGGGAGGAUUCAUUUCGAUGUCUUUACUACAUGCUGCGGAAGAAAGUUAGUAAAAUGUUUUAUGUGUGUGGUGCGGAGUUUGUAGUUAUGUUCAUUGCAUCUGAUUCUCCAAAAGAAACUGAGUGCUCUUGCUACGCCUAUGUAUCUCAGUCAACGAGAAAUUUGAGGUCACUCCUUAAAGAACAUGACGUGUCUUUCUCGAUGCCUCUUUGCCGCUCUAAAGUAGAAGAAGUUACAGCAGAAGACCUUGUUGAACUUUCUCAAAUUGAAAAAUACAAUCUGGGGCAGACUCGAGCUACGGAGUCCACGGUUGAUGUUGAUAAAACCCCACAAUCUUUAUUGAUGUUUACUGGGAACAAGAAUGUACAUGCGUUGUAUGAUUUUCUGUUAAAUUAUAGAUCCCUUUUUGCAUCUUUUACUGGUGGUGAUGUUCCCAUGCUGUAUUCGCCAGUUCUUUUUGAAAAUGCCACUCUUUCUGCUCCGGAGGUGAAAUGCAAACAGACGAAGAAGGUCGACUAUACGGGUUCCCAGCUAAUGGGAUCUAAUAUUGAUAAUGAAUCUAAAAGCAGAUCAUCUCCUGCCAUGCACUAUAGUAUUGAAAUUAGAGAUACCUAUAUUCCGCCAUGGAUAGUUUGUGGCAUUUGCAAUUCUAUGCGCUCUAAUGGAGCUGAUUUUGAAGCCAGAUUUGUGACGAAGUCCUCUUCGAUUGGCUUGAAUAUUGGUCUAGACACAACAAAGGUCAACCCUCUUCCGGUAGCCGAUGCAGAGAAACUAUUGGAAGAAAGUGGUUAUUCUUUGGGCAUUCCAAACACAACUCUUUCACUUCAAGGACAUUCUGCCUAUGUACGAGAAUUGAAGUGUGGAGAUAGCUCGUACACAGCUUUUCUAUCGCCGGUUGAAUAGAUUAACGACGUUGUAACUUAAAAUUUCCAUGUCCUUUUUGGACUGACUUUCGCCUUUUGUAAGAAGUGUGUGAUGUUCAAUUCCAAUUUUGAUUUGUAUUAUAAGCUCUUCAGGCCUAUACAAUCUGCAAAAAAUGGGAGGGGGAAUUGUUUUUUGUAAUCUUUUCGAAUGCAGAUAGGCGAGUAAGAGUUGGGAAUUGAUCUCUGUAAAUACACUUGAAGUACUGUAAAAGAUCAACAACAGCUCAUUCAUUUGAUUUCUAUUUUGAGCUCUGCCAUUAUUUAA
Messenger RNA from Erythranthe guttata (spotted monkey flower), 2389 nucleotides. RefSeq names its product downstream neighbor of Son. Gene Ontology annotation, biological process: nuclear DNA replication. Gene Ontology annotation, cellular component: nucleus. Lineage: Eukaryota; Viridiplantae; Streptophyta; Magnoliopsida; Lamiales; Phrymaceae. The record is from RefSeq and is a predicted model, not a curated record.